This is a messenger RNA of Camelina sativa (false flax), 420 nucleotides long. RefSeq names its product CLAVATA3/ESR (CLE)-related protein 1. The record is from RefSeq and is a predicted model, not a curated record. NCBI's taxonomy places the organism in Eukaryota, Viridiplantae, Streptophyta, Magnoliopsida, Brassicales, Brassicaceae. Gene Ontology annotation, molecular function: receptor serine/threonine kinase binding.
CCAACUUUACAAUAUCAUUAACACCUUUCUAAAUUAAAUCAUUAGCACAUAACACAUGGCUAACUUGAAAUUCUGGCUGUGCUUAUUCUUGAUAUGUGUUUCCUUAUCGAUUUCAUCAGCGUCUCGACCACUGCAGCAGCGAUCUCCAAACGCAGAUGGUGUUAAACGAGGGCGCAUGAUGAGAGAAGCAGAGAAAGUGUUGAAAGCGAGUAUGGAGAAGCUAAUGGAAAGAGGUUUUAAUGAGUCUAUGAGACUAAGCCCUGGAGGUCCCGAUCCUCGCCAUCACUAAGUAAUAUAUUAGUAGAUUUACAUUGGAGGAUGUAUAUUUUGUUCUUGAUCGAGAAGAACCGGUUUAGAAGAAAACAUAUCGAUCCUUUUCUCUUAUUUUUUUUUGUAAGCCUUGUUUGUUCGUUCGGCGUA